AUUAUUAUUAUUACCAUGUUCAACAAUCUUUCUUUCCGUCUGUCCAGCCAUGAGAAAAACGACAACCAACGCUCACCUUCACCACCAACACCACCGCCUCCUUUCCGCGCCAGAAACACAAGAUUACCAUUCAGAAAAGGAAUCAAUCGUGAAAUAGCCACAAUCAGAUCAAAUAUCAGGAAAUUCGACCAAAUGCUACAUUCCUCACAGAUGCCCACUCAAAAGCACACGGCCACAACGUCGGGAACGAGGACGAGGAAAGGAAAGAAAUCCAACGAUGGGUGUGCGCUGGAUGACAGCGUCGUCAUUGUAGAUGACGACGCCGACGACGGCAAUGAUGGCUGUUGCAUUACUGAAGAAGGUGGUGGUGGUGAUGACGAUGGUGGUGGUGAUGACGAUGGUGGUGGUGGAAGUAGAACCAGCAAUAGUCUUGAUAGUCACUGUAGUAUCCCGGAAAACCGAAGGAUUGUCGUCUUGGUGAAAGUGGAGCUGGAAGUGAAGCGAUUCGAGAUGAACUAUAAUGAUACAUUCUCCCAGCUGUUUGCUCACCUGGCCCGCGAACUCCAGGUGACAGAGGAUCAUCUAAUUCUGCUGCUCAACAAUACCACAAUCCACCUGAAUGAGACUCCGGCCUCAGUUCGGCUACGGGCGUACGACAUCUUAGUCUGUCUUGUUUCUGUGGAUACAGACUGUGGCCAGAACAUGGCCGAACGAACAGGACCAAACAUUUUCCAGCUUGUUAUUCAAAGCAAUGGUCUGAAGAGAUGUAAUGUUAACAUGUCAGUUGGAAAGUUUGAAACAUUUCAAAGUGUCUUGGACAUCUACAGGAAACAGCAGAACUUGAACACGGAACUCUUAAAGCUGUACUUUGAUGGUGAGCUCCUCAAACCUACAUUGACGCCAGCCGCCUAUGGCAUAGAAGAUGGCGAUUGCCUUGACCUCGUAGUACAGACAUAGGAAAUGUCAGGGAGUACAGGGUAAGGUGGUGGAGGGGAACACUUGGUUGGCAACUUGGCCUCGGAACAAAACACACCAGGGGUAACCUGAGCCCUGUUUCCCCCCCCCCCCUCUUACCUGCCUUUUUCUUUCCUUCACCCUUAAUUACACUCAACCACCACCACCCCCUACUUCCCUUGGCUGCACACACAUACAUGCGCAUUGACUAACAGUUCGUGCAACGCCCCACCCAGCACAAACAACUUAUGUAUGCACUCAUUCCUUCCUCCACCACCACGCCCCUCCUCCCCUCCCUCUUUACUUCAUUGUAAAGUUUAUAUAUAUAUUCAAUACACUCAUCAGUAAAAAAAAUAACCAUAAAAGAAUAAAAAGAAAAAGAAAAAAUAUAAAAGGAGUGGAAGUAUUACAGGUA
This is a messenger RNA of Octopus bimaculoides (California two-spot octopus), 1369 nucleotides long. Its product is annotated as NFATC2-interacting protein. Lineage: Eukaryota; Metazoa; Mollusca; Cephalopoda; Octopoda; Octopodidae. The record is from RefSeq and is a predicted model, not a curated record.